CAGUUCAGUCGCCAGUUCUCUGAAUGAUUGCGCGUAUCUAUGGCCAAGCCGUCGGCUGUGUUGGCGUGUGUCGUCGUCGUCCUGUCCGUUGCACUAUUCGCUAUCUUGGCCACCGGUCUUGGCAUUUACCUGGGAAGAUACAAAGAUGACAAGGCCAACAAGGACCUCGACGUAUUUUCCGCGUUGGGGUUGGAUGGGUACUUUAUGCCACUUCUUGGCAUCCCAGUAAGUGACGUGCUUCUCUAAACUCGUCGUUUGUCACGUGCUGGUCACACCAGACAUGCAUUUCCGGGUUUGCGACUUAUUUCCGUUGUCUAGCUGCUACUCCUUUCUCUCGUCACGCUCUGUUGCGUCGCACCCGCAGAUCCGAGCAAAAAGGGUCGCACUUGUCUCGGAUUAUUUUGGUUUCUAACCGCUCUCGUUUCAUCUGCCGCCGUUCUGGUCAGCCUUCUCGGAUUUCUCCUCAACAGGCUACUCAACGCCGUGUACGACGCUUGCAAAGACGACACGCCAACGCCUUCCGUUCGCUCGCCAGACUGUGAUGAAAUCAUCAACGUCGGUCGAUACCUAUCUAUAGCGACAGCUGUUAUAUGCGCCAUUGUGGCCGUCUGCGCUGUGGUUCUGUGCUGCUUUGGCUGCUGCUUCCAAGAAGUCGAUGAAGAUGACCUCGAAUCGUCAGUUCGGGUGAUCUAAUGCGGAGAUGGGUCACGUGAUGCGCGCAUUUCCUGUCCGACGGGCUGUAGAGACCGUACAGAACGAGUUUCGACCAACAGUUAUGUAAUGUAAAAGUGUUAGAUAUAAUUUUCACGGAUGUGUAGGUUACGAGAGUUUGUAAUGCGAAUAGAAUUGCAUUUGAAUGAAACCAAACCGGUCAAGGCCUGCGCGCUCCGGAGGUGCACCGCCCACGCAUUGCGUACAUGUAAAUAACCACACCCGGAAGACCGACGUCAUAUUAGACAUCGCCGCGAGUGAUUGGCCGCAUUAAGGGUUCAAGUUGCAACAGGGGACAACCCCCGUAUUUCCGUAGUCGCCAUAUUGGCGAAGCGUCACACACAUGCUCUUCCAGUCGAUGGAUUAGCAUCGUGUCCACUCAUUUGUCCGUUUCAGGACACGUCUCUCGACAUCAUCUGUCGCAUCUAAACCGUCAACUUGACGCUCCUACAAUGCAGGCCCCCCAAUGGACCGACUUCCUACAAUGUCCAAUCUGUCUCCAAGACUUCAACGACGUCCUACGUCUACCCGUGAGCCUAGCGUGCGGCCACACCGUCUGCAAAUCGUGCCUUAGCAAUCUCCAACGACGUCAAUGCCAAUUUUGCAGCUCUCCAAUCACUACAGACAUCGAAAAACUUCCCGUCAACGACGCGCUGUUGCUUCUCACCAGCGGUGGUUCCACACUCCAACCUUCCCCUCUCCCGUAUGACGUUCUAGACGACGAGAAACGUGACUAUCUCGACGCCAAGCGAGCCAUCGAGAGUCUCGCUCUCCUCCUCAAGCCGCUCAGCAUCCUCGGAACCGUCGGCAGCACGAAUAACGGCACUCUGAGUCGCCCGAUGCAGCGAAAACUCGUCACACUCAUCAACUGUCAACUCAUCGAGGCAGAGGGACGAGCGCGGGCGAUGCGAGCCGCUCGUUCUCUCGGCGAACGCACUGUGACGGAGCUUCUAUUACAUCAUCAAAACCAACAACAACUCUCGUCUAAUCUGUGGGCAGCGGUGCGUCAGCGUGGCUGUCAGUUUCUCGGACCGGCACUGCAAGAGGAGUGUCUGCGUCUCAUACUCUUCUCUCUCGAAGGCGGGGUCCAGUUGUCUCGCAAGGUGCUCGUCAAGUUUGUAGUCUCGCGGCUGCAGGAGAAGGAGUAUCAUCAGGCGUCGAAGACGAGCGUUGGACACGUCGUGCAGUUGUUGUAUCGCGCAUCGUGCUUCAAGGUGACGAAGCGUGACGACGAGUCGUCGCUUAUGGAGUUGAAGGAGGAGUUUCAGAGUUACGAGGCUUUGAGGAGAGAGCAUGACUCGCAGAUCGUUCAGAUUGCGAUGGAGGCCGGAUUGAGGAUCGCACCCGAUCAGUGGUCGUCGCUUCUGUAUGGAGACACGAAUCAUAAGUCGCACAUGCAGUCGAUAAUCGACAAGCUACAAACACCAGAGUCAUUCAGUCACAGCAUCGACGAAUUAGUCAUUGCAUUGACUCGAUCCAGCGAUCCUUUCCAUCUUGGAGAUCUUCGAGACCAUUUUGAAUUUCUCUCAAAUCUAAACGCAUCUUCCGAAAUACUAAGUGUAGACUGGGAAACUUGCAGCAAAGGAAUGCAAGCGGUUGAGGCCGUUGUGCAAGGUCUCGUUCGCUUCGUGCAGGCGAACCAAAAGAGUAAGAGCAGCGAGUUUCAGCAGGCGUACAACAGCAAGUACAAGACGAGCAUGUGCAAGGACAUGCAGACGCGAGGAAGUUGCCCGAGGGGUGCGACGUGCUCGUUUGCACAUUCUGAAGAUGAAAUGGAAAGGUUUCGACGAAGUUCGCGAAAUCGAGGCCGUCCGCUUCCCGCUCGAGUACCCGGCCAGCCGUUGCAGCCUCCGCCGGUCGCUAACAUGCAAUCGUCUCUCAGUCACUUCUCUCAGUCAGCCGGAAUGUCCAUCGCUCCUCCACAAUCUCAAUUUCCGUCGACAUUCCCGGGACCUCACGGUCCUGUCCAUCACAUUUCCAACUACAUUCCGUACGCUCAGUCUCCUCAACCGGCGACAUCGCAGCCCAUGUUGCAGUCGCUGACGCCGAAGCAAUCGGUCAGCCGCCACUAUUCUCAGGAGAUGAUGACGGGGAUGGCGGUGCCGCCGUCUGGUCCGUACAGCACACCGCCGACCGCACGAAUGGGCUUACAUUCGUAUGGGCAACAACAUCCGGGAUCGAACAAGUCGUACAGCAUGCCGCAGAUGGGCGGUCAAUACGUACGCGGAGGGUAUCCGCCGGCGAGUCAGUUUGGUGGUCGACCGGUUGACUUCCAUUCGAGCAGCCACGGGAGCAUGGACGGCCUGUAUUCGGACGUGAAACACAGCAACACGAUAUACAGGGACCAGAUGACGCCGCGAGCUCCGAUUCUCGUCAAUCGCGGUGCGCACAGCGGCGGUAACGGACCCCCCUCGUUCGGUCACUUCUCGACCGAAUAUUCGUAUUACGGCCGGAGACCUCCCGGUCCGAGUUACGCAUCGAUGAGUUCGGGGAGCUUCGACGGUAUGCCAUACGGAUCAGGAUUGAGUAACAGUGUGUCGUAUGGUUCAGAUGUCGACUUUGGUGAGUACGGAUCGCAUCAGUCGUUUUCCGACCCGCACGUUGGAAAGCCGAGUUUGCACCAAACGCAUCACGAGGAUACCGCAUAUCGACCGCCAUCGUAUAGUCACCAAUUAUUACAGAGUGUCACUCAAAGCAGCAUAGUGAGACCGGUGAGACCGCCACAAUGGAGCAGCCGUGAGAGUUACCCGUCGCACGAAUCGGCGAUUCCGUCCGAUCAGUUUGGGUAUGGCGAUAUGGUUUAUGGAGCCGGUAAUCAUCAGCAAGGCUACGGGCAGCAGAACGCUGACAUACAAGGCGAACCGCAGUCAUCGACGAGUUACAGAACGUUUGCAUUGAAGGAAGAGAGCAAACCGGCUGCGAGCGAGUAUGAGUUGAAGUGGAGCGUCAAUUCUGGGAUCGAUCACAGCAGUGGGAGUGCGUCACCGGAAUCAGAGUACGUGACGACGUACAGAAGUAGGCAACGCCAGUCGGUCACGAUGCAGCCGCCGGAGAAAGAAACCGUUUUGGAGCAAAAGCUGACGACCGAUCCGUUCAAUAUGCCGACGUCGCCGGCGAGCGCAUACUCGUUCUCACCAGUUGUCGGCACGCCGACCAACAUGAAGUCAGCGAACGUUCGCGAGCGGGACGUGCAGUCGCCAUCGACAUCGGAGAGCAACGGCUCGUUGUUUGUCGACGAGAAAGUGAGACGGAAGUCGCCUCUCGCAUCGAUGUGGGACGACAACGGCAGCUCCGUUUCUUGUCUACACAAAUCGCCGUGGUCGAACGACACCGAACCAACGACGUCAACGACAGACACUCAGUGGCAGCCAUCCGUCGUUGCGAAUGCGUGGUUCAACAUCGGAACACAAGCGGAGACUAAGAAAGGCACAACCGGUGGCUCGGAGUUGGACCGCAAGCGCGAAGAACUCAAACAUCUGGAAGAAGAGCUGCUGAAACGCGAGGCGAUGCUCCGCGAGAAGGAGACGGCAUUAGCCAAACAUGAGCGAAAGAUCAGCUCGCCGAAGCCGCCCGACACGAGCGACGAUCUCGAGAUCGUCCGCAACAUACAACGACAACUGAACGCAGAGGAGCUGAUGGAAAAGCAGAGCGCAGCAGGAAGUCAAUUGAACGACGAGCAACUGGCGUGGGACGUCCAACGACUCGAAAUCGGCGGUGACGACGUCUCGCUCUCGUGUGGUAUCACCGACUCCGCCCUGCGGAGGAAAUCACUACCAAGCGCCGUGUAUAAUUCACUUCCGGUGAAAGACGUGGAGAACGACCACGAGCACGAAUCGCUGUGGAAGGACGAGGCGACGAGCGAGAGUGUCAAGAGCACGUACGACGUCGCACAGAAAGAUAUCACCGACUUGGUGCCACGCACACCGGCCAGAGAGUCGACCAUCCAGUAGCGAUGAUAACGUACUUCAUGUCGGAGCAUCAUCAUUCGGAAACAUUUUCACACACAAAUUUGUUGUCCAUAUAUGAUCAAGGUAUAAUAGCUGUCUCUCAGCACAGAGCUUCGAUGCUUGUGGCAUGUCUAAUUCUUCCUAUUGAUAUUAAUGUUGUCUAAUUGAGUCUCCUUUUUCUCACUUUCCACACUAAGCUUGGCUGUUGCAGCUUGUUAUUUACAAGGAUUUUAUUAUUAGUAGGCCUUCAAAAGGGAUAAAAUGCUGAUCUUUUUUCUUGUAGUAUUUCUUGUCGUCAGUGACUCGGCUGCUUUUGUGGCUGUGUGUAUUCUGUAGUAUAUAGCAGUUGACAAUUUGCUGUUUAUUGUGCUAGCUGGCUGUACGCCUUUUAUUGUCACGAUCACUUGACUUCUUGUGGGGUCACAAUUGUAGAUCAAUAAAUGUUGCAAUAAUCAACA
This is a messenger RNA of Corticium candelabrum, 5116 nucleotides long. RefSeq lists its product as uncharacterized. The transcript is spliced from 8 exons. The coding region runs from base 1164 to 4661 and encodes 1165 amino acids. Gene Ontology annotation, cellular component: cytoplasmic stress granule. Gene Ontology annotation, molecular function: metal ion binding; ubiquitin protein ligase activity; mRNA binding. The record is from RefSeq and is a predicted model, not a curated record. Gene Ontology annotation, biological process: nuclear-transcribed mRNA catabolic process, deadenylation-dependent decay; protein polyubiquitination; ubiquitin-dependent protein catabolic process. Lineage: Eukaryota; Metazoa; Porifera; Homoscleromorpha; Homosclerophorida; Plakinidae.